Molecule: messenger RNA, 212 nt
Organism: Acaulospora morrowiae
Lineage: Eukaryota; Fungi; Glomeromycota; Glomeromycetes; Diversisporales; Acaulosporaceae
Source: the annotation of a GenBank genome assembly
UCCUAACACAUGGACAAGCUAUAAUAAGGGACCUUUGCCUUGGGGGUCAGUUAGAUUGUAGCGGUACCUGUGUUGACAUCAAUUCUGACCAUAACAACUGCGGGAGUUGUGGUAAUGCUUGUAGUAAUAAUAAUGCCUAUCAGAAAUGUUGUGCUGGUGAAUGCCAAAACGUUCGUAACUCCGAUGCGCAUUGCGGAGAUUGCUUUCGCAAA